UUUCUGGAUCCCUGGCAACCAUUCACUCCAGCACCUGUUUUACCUUCCCACCCUCAUGCCAUGGCAACAGUAUCUAGACUCAUUCUUCUUGCAUUCUACCCUCCUCUUUUUUCUUCCUCUCUUCAAAACCUAUGGUGCCUUGAUGCUAGUAUCGUGAUCCCACGCUCUGCGAAUUUCAAGCUCUUAUAUUUGUUACUUUGGCUUCUCAGCUAAUCUCUCAUUUCUUACUCUCCACCUUCCUCUCCCCAUUCCCUCAUUCUCCUUGGUUCGUUGCCCCCGGGUACCAGAUGGCACGUCUGUGUAUUCCUGGCCUUCCGUUCCGAAAGGACCCAGCCCCUACCGCGUCACGGAUAAAGUCCCAGCCAGCAUUCGCUUCGUUCCACCACUUGUCGCGAGUCACUUUCCGUCGAAAUGUCCCUUGUUACGCCCCUCGUCCGUUGACCUACUCCCAUGUGCCCACUCCAUCCCCGAGGACUGCCGUCCGAGUGUUUCAGGAGAUACGAAAGGGCUCGAAUCUCCCUGUGCGUUCGCAGGUAAGAACCAGCUCUAGUCGUUCACCCACUGUUGUUGGUCCUGCUGCGGUCAGUCGUACUUCGGUGCGACAAGCUGCGCAGGGAUCGUGGGCCCCGGCCCAAUCGACUACGAAGCCGCCGCUCCCUCUACAACCCGAACCAGCUUCAACUCCAGCUGCGUACGUGAAGAUGACUGCUCGGGAGAUGGUCGCGCGAAUCGAUGCUGUUCUUGCAAGAUCCGCAGCAACGCGGGAGGGGGCAACUCGUGCGCCUGUCUCGUGCUUGUCUGCGGUUCGUAAAGACAAGUCGAAGAAACGCGUCCGUUUCUGUGAGACCACAGAAGUCCUCACCGUCCCUCGCUGGAUCGAACGGAAGGAGCAUGCGUUUCCUGGGCCCCUCUCGUGCCUCGGUCACUUGCAAGCAUGGAAGGUUACCCCCCUCCAUGAGCCUGAUGAGGAUGGCGAGAUGGAGAAAUAUACAACAUAUUGGGGUUCCGAGUCCUAUGCCUAUCUCUCCACCCACGAUGCCACUUCGCCCGGUGACCGUUACCUAUGCGCAUGGAAUAGCUUGGCCUGGGUCCGGGCAAAGCGUCCAGCGUGGGACGACCCAAUGGUUUUCAGUGGAUGGCUUGAUAUGCGAGCGAAGCUCAGGGGACGUGGCCAUUUUAGACUGUAGAUCACAUCUUCUCUGCACCUGGAUCACGCUUUUCGCUUUUCUUCCGGAAUUCGUUUGUCCUGUUCGAGUCCUUUCGUCUGCCACUUGUUUAUACCACGACACUUUCCAAUGCUGCUCACUCCAUGGGAGGCCAUUUGAACCUGGCUAAGUGUGCCAACCAGCUAGGUAUUGCUAAUCGGGUCACAGAUGAGCUAGCCCUGCUUGCAGAGGUUGUCCGUCGUGGAUGUAAUAACGCAGCCACCGUCUGGGGUGUUAAGUCGUAUGCCCUCGCUCUAAGAGCUAGUUCCACCCUCCGAUGACGAGAAUCGGCUGACUCACCAGCACCGACGACGCCGACUGACUCACCAGUAGCUUGGUGGCUCCGUCUUCGGGAUCCCAGGCGCUGG
Molecule: messenger RNA, 1573 nt
Organism: Aspergillus homomorphus CBS 101889
Lineage: Eukaryota; Fungi; Ascomycota; Eurotiomycetes; Eurotiales; Aspergillaceae
Exons: 2
Coding region: 288-1187 (299 amino acids)
Source: RefSeq, a predicted model, not a curated record